Syngnathus acus (greater pipefish) is the source of this 3595-nucleotide messenger RNA. RefSeq names its product leucine rich repeat and Ig domain containing 2b (gene lingo2b). Lineage: Eukaryota; Metazoa; Chordata; Actinopteri; Syngnathiformes; Syngnathidae. The transcript has 3 exons. Gene Ontology annotation, molecular function: protein binding. Bases 553 to 2397 code for a protein of 614 amino acids. The record is from RefSeq and is a predicted model, not a curated record.
CUUGCUAACUGUCUUUUGCUCUAGCUCUCUCUCUCUCGCUCUCCAUUUCUCCCUCUCUCUGUGACUCUCUUUUCUUGCCACGAUCAUUAAGCAGUGCGUGUAUGUCUGGCAAAAUGUGGAGCAGCCUUCGGGAGGGAUGAGCUGCCGGGCAACUGAGGAGAAGGCCAGAUAAGAGCAAAAAAAAAAAAAAUCAUUCAAUCAAAGGGAAAAUCAUUUUGUGAAGAUCGUUUUUCCACGGAAGUCCCACGCAGAGAGAGGAUUGCAUUCUCACAUUGUGCAAGUGUGUGUCACUCAGUUGGAGGGUGUGUGCGUGACUUCCAAUCUGCGACGUAAAGGUGGAUUUUGCCAUGCAGACCAGCAGGUAACUAGGUACGGCGCACCUCCUCGUGCAUAAUCCUCCUCUGCUUUUUCUCACACACUCCAGGGCUCCAAGCACAGGGGAGGUUUCAUGUUGAAAAACAAAAGGAAGGACCUUGCUGGGCCCGACGGUGAUGGUGUUUUGGACGCGUAAGGAGCUGUGCGGCGCCAGCGGGCAACGUGGGUAAACCAGUCAUGCGGCGCUACCACAUCCUUGCGGGUGGGGCCGUGCUGCUUCUCCUGGCCGGACUGGCCCUGAGUUGCCCCGCCCGAUGCGAGUGCUCCGCCCAGAGCAAGUCGGUGAGCUGCCACCGCAAGCGUCUCGCCGCCGUCCCCGAAGGCGUCCCCAUCGAAACGCGCGUCCUGGACCUCAGCAAAAACAAGUUACGCAUCAUCACCCCGGACAACUUCUCUUCCUUCCAUCUCCUGGAAGACCUGGAUCUCAGCGACAACCUGAUCAGCGUGGUGGAAAUCGGAUCCUUUCGCUCUCAGCUGGCUCUGCGCUCGCUCAACUUGCGCAGUAACGCCAUCCAGCUGGUUCCGGCGGGCGUGCUGUCGGGCCUGGGCAACCUCACUGGCCUCGACCUCAACCACAACAGACUUGUGGUUCUGCUGGACCACGCCUUCCAAGAUCUGCGCAAGUUGGCGUCCCUCCAGGUGGGCGACAACGAACUGGUUUUCAUCUCCCAGAGGGCCUUCGUGGGAUUGAGCGGACUGCAAAGUCUGACCCUGGAACGCUCCAAUCUCAGCGCGGUGCCGACCGAGGCUUUGGCGCAUCUCCGCAACCUGGUGGAACUGCGAAUGCGCCAUUUGAGCAUCGCUUUGCUCAAGCCGUUCUCUUUUAAAAGGCUCUCGCGUCUGUGCCGACUGGAGCUGGACUAUUGGCCCUGGUUGGACAGCCUCCCCCCUCUGUCGCUGCACGGCCUCAACCUCACCCAAUUGUUCCUGACCAACACCAACGUGUCCGCCUUCCCCGGCGCGGCCUUGCGCCACCUGCCCUACCUCACUCACCUCAACUUGUCUUUCUCCCGAAUCGGGCAUAUCCAUCAAGGCGAGCUGGGGCACUUCCCGCACCUGACGGAGCUUCGUCUGCAAGGGGCUCGGCUGCUUUCCAUCGAAGUGGACGCAUUCGUCGGCCUGGUGUCCUUGCAACUCCUGGACGUGUCGCAAAACCGCCUGGACUCUCUGGAGAGGGGAGUUUUCGCCUCGCCCGACGCCCUCCAGAGGCUUUGUCUGGGCGGCAACCCCUUGGUGUGUGACUGCAGACUGCUUUGGUUGCUGAAUAGCCACAAGCCGCCCUCCCUCCAUAUUCUCGACCUCCAGCCCCAGUGCAGCGCCCCCGAGUACCUGUCGGGCAAAACUCUGCGCGAGCUCAAGGAGCCGCUGGUCUCUCGCUACAUGACCUGCACCGAGCCGCGAAUCGGAGCCAACGCCACGCAGUUGCUGAUGGCCCACGAGGGUCAGCCGGCCCGCUUGAGCUGCGCGGCCGAGGGAGCGCCCAGGCCUUCGGUGGUCUGGAUUACUCCUCACAGACGCUACGUGACGGCCAAGAGCAGCGGCAGGGUGGAAGUCGGAGCGGACGGCGCGCUGGAGAUCAAGGCGGCCGAGCUGCACGACAGCGGGCUGUACCGCUGUAUCGCCAGCAACCCCGCCGGCAACGCCAGCUUGUCGGCCUCCUUGGCCGUCAAGGGUCUGGGCCUUAGGGACGGCUUGCGCGGUAGCAACAGGAGCUCAAAUUACAUGGCAAACUCCAGCAGCAGCAGCAGCAGCAGCAGCAGCACUUGGGGGAACGGCACCGUGUUGUACAACAUGACGGUCCCCAUAGACAUCAAGACUAUCAUUAUAUCCACGGCCAUGGGUUGCCUGUCCUUUCUAGGCGUGGUGGUUUUCUGCUUCCUGCUUCUGUUUGCCUGGAGUCGAGGCAAAGGACGCCAUAAGAGCAACUUUGAUAUCGAGUACGUCCCGCGCAAAAGCAACGGGGCCUCGGCCGAAGCCGCGGAAAGCAGCGGCCCCCGACGGGUCAAUAUGAAAAUGAUUUGAACGGGAAAACAAACCGUGUUGUCGUAUAGUGGCUGUGGAUGAAGUGGAUUGCGUGCAUUUCAAAGUGAAACCGUCAACGUGUUGAUAUGACUAAUGUCCUUGCGUUACAUGGAAUAUAAUACUAUAAUCGACAUAUCAAUAUGGAGUGUUGCACUUGGCAUGUGUAUCAGUGGUGAUGUGAUGAGUCAUGAUGUUGUCGAUUAUCCGUGACAUCAAAGUGAAGGGCGGACGGGACGGGGCGGGGGUCUUCUGAGCAGCCGCCGGCAUUGCUGCAAUACGUCAGGACGAAAUUGUUUAAUACCCAUCUUAGCUGCAGUGUGAAAGUUGUAAUCAUGUGCGCUGCGCGUGCCUGGCUGUACGUACCUACGUACGUAGGUACGUACGUAGGUACGCAUGUUGCAUUUGUGUCUUUCUUUGUGCAUGUGCACGCAUUGCCUUUCUUAUCUCAAAGAAAUAUUCAAAAGAUGGACUGCACAUAUGUUUUGUAUGGGGAAGUGAUUCUUAAAAUGAAGAAAUGCUGCAUCCGUUUAGAAAUGAUUGUUGCCCUCAUGCAAUGAAUCCAACUGUUGGGGACUCCACUUAACUCAGGAUGUGGAGGCGUCUCCUUGCAAAGAACACUGGUCAAAAGCUCCCAGCCAUGGCACGUUAAAGCUGUUUCAUAAUGUCAUCCAUCACAGGCAGUUUUUGCUGCUAGAAGAAAAAAACAGAAAACCGACCAGAAAUCCCUUGAUAUAAUUGCUAUAAAAGACUCUGUGACCGGCCGGCCAGACACAACGGCAAAGAUUUACUGGCUUGUGUCUGUCCGUCCGUCCGUCCGUCCGUCCUUUUUUGGACAAGACAAAGUUAAGCCUCAGCGAGUUAGGGCUUCAAUGUCCCCUCCUAUUUCUUUGAUGCCACCUCUUGACUUCUUUAUGGAGGGAGCCUCUGCUUAUUUCAUAGGUGUCGAUUUCAAACUUGUCGUGGAUUCUUUCUCGUAAUGUUGCGUUUCUUUGUUGGGAAAUCUUUCCAAUGUUUGAUGUAGGCAAUAUUGGCUAUAAAACUAGUCGCAAGGGCAAGUCCUUUGCAUUACGGAUGGAUGUGGCUGGUGUUUAUUUGUGUCAUUUUGUUGUGAGUUGUAUAAUUGUUUUCAUAUGAUACAUUUAUGGGUAUAUUUUCAAAGGAAAAUAAAUAUUAGAUGCUUUCCUAGCAUCAGAAUAGC